CAUUUAUUUUUCAAAACAUUGGUCACUUUAUACUAAUAAAUAGUUUUUCAAUCAAAUAUGCGUUUUCUGAUGGAGUUGGGCUCACCGAACGAUGCAAACUACACUGUAUUCUGCUGUUCUCAUGUCGUUUUGGCUUUUGCCAUUUUUAUGAUCCUUGACUUUACCCUAACUCUAUUCUCAUUUGGCUUAGAGCUUUUCCUCAUUUUCUUCCACGACACUUUUGACCAAUUUUGGGCGAUUUUUCACGGAAUUUCACUGGUUACUUCAAUUUCCGCAGUUUUGGCGAUUUGUGAUAAUCCAGUGGCAAUUAUUGUUUAUGGGUGUCGUGUUAUGUUGAUUUUGGGAUUCGUUACAACUCGGUUCAUAAUCUCAAUGCGUGAUUUCACAUCAAAAGAAGAGCCAACUCUGAGUGAAUUGUUGAAUUUAUUCCAAAUCGUGAUUGUGAUAAUGUACACAAUUGGCAUUUUCCUAGUGAUUCGUCUAUUUACCUAUUCAGCUGGAAGAUAUCGUGGAUAUUAUGACGUGGAUGAUGAUUUGAAAGACGAAAUUCGAAAAAAAUUCCUGGAGUAUGAGGCGGAUUUGGAUGAGAAAUCAGAGAAGAAGGAUUAAUUUUUUUAAACUUUUGAAUGAUUUUUAAUAAAAUGGCUGAGUAGUU
This is a messenger RNA of Caenorhabditis elegans, 655 nucleotides long. RefSeq lists its product as uncharacterized. NCBI's taxonomy places the organism in Eukaryota, Metazoa, Nematoda, Chromadorea, Rhabditida, Rhabditidae. The transcript is spliced from 6 exons. The coding region runs from base 70 to 609 and encodes 179 amino acids. The record is from RefSeq and is marked reviewed.